Oppia nitens is the source of this 4344-nucleotide messenger RNA. RefSeq names its product serine/threonine-protein kinase N2-like (gene Pkn). The record is from RefSeq and is a predicted model, not a curated record. Gene Ontology annotation, molecular function: small GTPase binding; protein serine/threonine kinase activity; ATP binding. The transcript is spliced from 6 exons. Bases 284 to 3583 code for a protein of 1099 amino acids. Lineage: Eukaryota; Metazoa; Arthropoda; Arachnida; Sarcoptiformes; Oppiidae. Gene Ontology annotation, biological process: protein phosphorylation; signal transduction.
UGUUUUGUGUCAAUUGUUUUGUUUUGUUUUGUAAACAACAAACUUAAACCCGUUUUGUGUUAAACACGUAUUGAUUGAGUGGCCAUCGAGUAUCUGAUCCGUCAACAAAAAAACACUUGAAGAAAAAUGCCGACCAAUUGAUGACCACAAUAAUCAUUGGCCGACGACCCGACCGGACAUACGGUGUGUCGGUGUUUAGGUGUCAUCUCUGAUAGACUGACUGACUCUUCAAUUUCAUCUGUCAUUUACCACAACAACGACGACGACGACGAAGACAUCCCAUAUGAAUUCGCAGCCAAUCCAUGAGCUGACACUCAAGUAUGGUUUGCCGCAAGAUCUGGGCGACAGUGAUCUUCAGCAACGGCUAAAAGAUUUGAAACGUAAUGUCAAAGAGGAGAUACGCAAAGAGCUGAAGAUCAAAGAAGGAGCCGAAAAUCUGAGGCGAGUGACCACCGAUAAGAAGUCUCUGUCAAAUGUCAACUCAUUGGUCAAGUUGUCGAACAAUAAGUUAGAAGAACUUCACGAAGACUUACAAGAGCUUAACGCACAUAUUGUUGUCAAUGAUGACUACAGUCACGGAUCGGUUGGCGAUUAUAGCGAUAUGUCGUCAACUAUUGGCUCGGAUCGCGAGGAAGGCGGCGCCGGCGGUGACAUCAGUGUCGGCGACAUAUCGGUUGUGUCGGCUAACAGCCAACGAUUGAUAUCACUGGAGAGACAGUUGUCGAUCGAAAUGAAAGUGAAGGCCGGCGCCGAAAAUAUGAUACAAAUGUAUAGCGGAAGCAAUUCGAAGGCCAAUCGCAAACUGUUAGCCGAAGCACAACAAAUGUUGGCCGACUCGAAGGCUAAGAUCGAGUACAUCCGGAUGAUGAUUAUGAAAGUAAAACAUAAAGAACUCAAUGAUAGCAAUUACGAUAAUAAUGGCCACUCGCUGGCUGGCGGCGGUGUCGGUAAUACGGGUAUCGGUGGUAGUGGUUUGGGUACCGGUGCUGCUGACAGUAGACUACCAGAGAUUAUGUCGCCGUUAGAGAUGCGGACUGAAGAGCUUCGUCAUCGACUGAAAGUCGAGUGCGCUGUUGUCGACGGCGCCAAAAAUGUUAUUAAAUUACUUCAAAGUUCUAAAUUAAGUGAUAAGAAGGCCUUACAAGAAGCCCAGUCAUCGCUGCUGGAGUCCAGCCAUAAAGUGGACGUCUUGCGCAAAGCACUGGACAUGUGUCGGCAACAGUUGCCGCCCGGGUCGCCGAAAUCGGCCGCCUUGAAGAUCGAAUUGGAUAACAGUCAGUCGGCCAACAAUAUAGUUUACUCGCCGACCAUUGCCUACAGUAGCGGCGGCCGAAAUUCGGUUCAAAGUAAUACUCCGUCAACAAUGUCGAAGCCGGCAGCCGUUACCGGUAAACUAGAAGUCCGAUUAAUCGGUUGUCAGGGUCUACUCGAAGAUGUUCCCGGCCGGUCGCGUACCAAUUCAGUGUCGGGCGAUUUGGGCGGAAUAUUUGGCCGAUCCAAAGGUCUCGGUCGGACAUCUUCGCGAUCGUAUUCGAUUAAAGACGAAAUCACUAAUGAAAUUAUGGCUAUACUUAAGUUGGAUAAUGUGACCGUCGGUCAGACAACGUGGAAGACUUGCAGUCAGAAAGCUUGGGAUCAACGGUUCAGUUUGGAUUUGGACCGAAGUCGCGAACUCGAGAUACAAAUCUAUUGGCACGACUGGCGAGCACUUUGUGCGCUGAAGUUUCUGCGAUUGGAAGAGUUUAUCGACGAUAACCGACACGGAAUAGCUUUGCAUUUGGAACCCCAGGGCAUAUGUUUCGCUGAGAUUAAGUUUUUGAAUCCAAUGAUAUCGAGAAAACCGAAACUCCAGCGACAGAAACUGUUCCGACAUAAAGGCAAGAAUUUCUUGCGCCCAAACCAGAUGAACAUCAAUGUCGCCACUUGGGGUCGACUUAUGAAACGGGCUAUACCUCAGUCGUCAUCCGAACAGAAUAUCGCUUCAUCCGCAGCCACCACCACAGCCAUCACUUCACCGAAUAACGCCAGUAUUACGCCAUCGCAAAAGUCUAUUGAUUUAUCCCUAACUGAUAGUCUACCGAAAUCUAAACUCGAAUCGACGCCAACACUAUCGGAACCGUCGUUCAGACAGCGACAACCUGUAGUAACGACUACUUCUUCUACUAACGAUAAUAAACAACUCAUAGUUGACGAACCGUCGGGCGGCGACAUUGGAUCAGCACUAGAAGAGUUUGACUUUUUACACGACAUAUCCUGCAGUACUAUCGGUUCGACGGCAAACUCGAUUGCACCGAUGAGUCCACUGCCGCCGCCACCGCCGAUGUUUGCCAAAGAGACUUCGCCCGAACUAUUGGAUACGUUCGGCAGAUUACGUAUCGAACGGAUGGGUAGUGUCGAUAGUUUUGAAUAUAAUAACAAUAACAACUUGCGAAGCAAUUAUUCGCCCGGUCCCGAACCGAUUAUCGAUUUACCGCCCGAUGACGAUGUUAACUACAACAAUGUUAAUGUUUCGGUGGUCGCCUCAAGUAAACAAUCGGCACAAGUAGGUGUGGAACAACCAGUUUUCGGUGGUUUUGCCGAUUUUGGUUUAGAAAACUUCGAGUUUAUCAGUGUACUCGGUAGAGGACAUUUCGGAAAAGUUAUCUUAAGUAAGAAUAAGAAAAGUGGCGAAUAUUUUGCUAUAAAAGCCCUGAAAAAGGGUGAUAUCAUUGCCAGAGAUGAAGUGGAAAGUUUGAUGGCCGAAAAACGUAUCUUCGAAACGGCUACACGCGUCCGACAUCCGUUUCUAGUGAAUCUGUUUGCCUGUUUCCAAACCGGCCAACACGUGUGCUUUGUGAUGGAGUACGCGUGCGGCGGCGAUCUGAUGAUGCACAUCCAUAACGACAUAUUUAACGAGCCGCGGGCCACCUUCUACGCCGCCUGUGUGGUACUGGGUCUUCAAUAUCUUCAUAUAAAUAACAUUGUCUACAGAGACUUAAAGCUGGAUAAUCUGCUGUUAGAUCGCGAUGGUUAUGUCAAAAUUGCCGACUUUGGUCUCUGUAAAGAGGGAAUCGGUUACGCCGAUCGGACGGGUACUUUUUGCGGUACACCUGAAUUCUUAGCGCCCGAAGUACUUACCGAAACAUCUUAUACCCGUGCAGUCGACUGGUGGGGAUUCGGUGUACUUAUAUUUGAAAUGCUUGUCGGAGAGUCGCCAUUUCCUGGCGAUGACGAGGAAGAAGUUUUCGAUAGUAUUGUCAACGAUGAGGUCCGUUAUCCACGUUUCCUGUCGUUGGAGUCCAUAGCCAUCAUGAGAAGAUUAUUACGAAAAAAUCCCGAACGACGACUGGGUUCAAGCGAAAGGGAUGCCGAAGAUGUCAAGAAACAGGCCUUCUUUAGACACAUCAAUUGGGACGAUCUGAUAACACGUAAAACCAAACCGCCGUUUGUGCCGACAGUCAAAUCAUCGGAAGAUGUAACCAAUUUUGACGAAGAAUUUACAUCCGAACAGCCAAUACUGAGUCCGCCCAAAGAGCCGCGAACAUUGACAGCCAAAGAACAACAAUUAUUCAAAGAUUUUGACUUCAGAGCCGACUGGUGCUGACCUAACCCGUCGGUGGAUGGGUGGGUGUGUUGUAUGUGGGCUCUGACCCAACAGUUAUAUGCCAUUUAUUUUGAGAGCUUUUAUUUUUUAUCAAACAAACAAACAAUUCAAAAAUGUGACUGAAAUUAUUUGAUGGGAUUAUCACUACUACUACAACAGUAACACAAAACUCUUUACACAAUUAUUUAUUACAAUUAUUAUUAUUAUUAUAACUAUUACUAUUACCCGGUAAUUGUUUACCGCAAAAUGUCUCACUACUAAUUUGAAUGAAUUGCAAUUACCGGUACAAUUCAAACAAACCAAAGCGUUCAUAACAAUUAACAACAACAACACAAUUACCCGAUAAAAACCGUUUUAGUAAUAUGAUCCAACACUUAGACUGUCGGUAACGGUGAACGGGCGGCUACCGGAGCGGUAGAUAAGCUUUAUUUUAAUCUUAGGCCUGUGUUAGGUGUGAUCUGUGUGUGUGUGUGUGCGUAUGUAUGCGAGACUGACUUCCUAUAUGUGCCUUAAAUGUGUUAAUUAAUUGUUAAUUAAUUAUUGAAAAAAAAAACAAAAAACAAAUGUCUAAUACCUGUUGUUUUAUGACUUUAAAAAACAAAACAAAAAAAUACUGAUAUUAUUGAUAACGCAAUUAAUGAUAUAUACAAUACUGUAAUAAUUUGAUUGAUUGAUUGAUUGAUUGAUUGAUUGAUUGGUGGCUAUUGUUGUGAUGUUUGGCAACUAUUUUUUAUAUAUAUAAUUUUAAUGAUUAAUUAUUU